This is a messenger RNA of Trichechus manatus latirostris (Florida manatee), 4057 nucleotides long. It is a transcript of the gene RBBP5, whose product is annotated as RB binding protein 5, histone lysine methyltransferase complex subunit. Gene Ontology annotation, molecular function: protein binding. Gene Ontology annotation, cellular component: Set1C/COMPASS complex. The transcript has 14 exons. NCBI's taxonomy places the organism in Eukaryota, Metazoa, Chordata, Mammalia, Sirenia, Trichechidae. Bases 117 to 1733 code for a protein of 538 amino acids. The record is from RefSeq and is a predicted model, not a curated record.
AGUCUCUGGAGCUUGCGCCAGGCACAGUACCCUCUGCUUAGACGCGGGCCUUGGAAGCCGGAGGGGAAGAAAGUGUUGCUGCCGGAGCUGAGACCAGGCGGCCAGAGUCCACAGGGAUGAACCUCGAGUUGCUGGAGUCAUUUGGGCAGAACUAUCCAGAGGAAGCCGAUGGAACUUUGGACUGUAUCAGCAUGGCCCUGACUUGCACCUUUAACAGGUGGGGCACACUGCUUGCAGUUGGCUGUAAUGAUGGCCGAAUUGUCAUCUGGGAUUUUUUGACAAGAGGCAUUGCUAAAAUAAUUAGUGCACACAUCCAUCCAGUCUGUUCUCUAUGCUGGAGUCGAGAUGGUCAUAAGCUUGUGAGUGCUUCCACUGAUAACAUAGUGUCACAAUGGGAUGUUCUUUCAGGAGACUGCGACCAGAGGUUUCGAUUCCCUUCACCUAUCUUAAAAGUCCAGUAUCAUCCACGAGAUCAGAACAAGGUGCUGGUGUGUCCCAUGAAAUCUGCUCCUGUCAUGUUGACCCUUUCAGAUUCCAAACAUGUUGUUCUGCCGGUAGAUGAUGACUCUGAUUUGAACGUGGUUGCGUCUUUUGAUAGGCGAGGAGAAUAUAUCUAUACAGGAAAUGCAAAAGGCAAGAUUUUGGUCCUAAAAACAGAUUCUCAGGAUCUCGUGGCUUCCUUCAGAGUAACAACUGGAACCAGCAAUACUACAGCUAUUAAGUCAAUAGAGUUUGCCCGGAAGGGGAGUUGCUUUUUAAUUAACACAGCAGAUCGAAUAAUCAGAGUUUAUGAUGGCAGAGAAAUCUUAACCUGUGGGAGAGAUGGAGAGCCUGAACCUAUGCAGAAAUUGCAGGACUUGGUGAACAGGACCCCGUGGAAGAAAUGUUGUUUCUCUGGGGACGGGGAGUACAUAGUGGCGGGUUCAGCCCGGCAGCAUGCCCUGUACAUCUGGGAGAAGAGCAUUGGCAACCUGGUGAAGAUUCUCCAUGGGACCAGAGGAGAGCUCCUCCUGGACGUAGCUUGGCAUCCUGUUCGACCCAUCAUAGCAUCCAUUUCUAGUGGAGUGGUAUCCAUCUGGGCACAAAAUCAAGUAGAAAAUUGGAGUGCGUUUGCACCAGAUUUCAAAGAACUGGACGAAAAUGUGGAGUAUGAGGAGAGGGAAUCUGAGUUCGAUAUUGAAGAUGAAGAUAAGAGUGAGCCUGAGCAGACAGGGGCUGAUGCUGCCGAGGAUGAAGAAGUGGACGUCACCAGUGUGGAUCCUAUUGCCGCCUUCUGUAGCAGUGAUGAAGAGCUGGAAGAUUCAAAGGCUCUGUUAUAUUUACCCAUUGCCCCUGAGGUAGAAGACCCAGAAGAAAACCCAUAUGGUCCCCCACCGGACGCAGUCCAGACCUCCUUGAUGGAUGAAGGGGCUAGUUCAGAGAAGAAGAGGCAGUCUUCAGCGGAUGGGUCCCAGCCACCUAAGAAGAAACCCAAAACAACCAAUAUAGAACUUCAGGGAGUACCAAAUGAUGAAGUCCAUCCGCUACUGGGUGUGAAGGGGGAUGGUAAAUCCAAGAAGAAGCAAGCAGGCCGACCUAAAGGAUCAAAAGGUAAAGAGAAAGAUUCUCCAUUUAAACCGAAACUCUACAAAGGGGACAGAGGUUUACCUCUGGAAGGAUCAGCGAAGGGUAAAGUGCAGGCGGAACUCAGCCAGCCCUUGACAGCAGGGGGAGCAAUCUCAGAACUGUUGUGAAGACCUGUGGAGUUCUUCAUUCUUCCCCACUUUGCUGUCAUGUGGCCUCUGGACACUGUGGUCAAUCAUUUGAGAUUGACUUUAAUUUAAGACAAAGGCCUCUGCCUCCUGCCCAGGAGGUGGAAGGAGUGAAUUUUAUGUUUGAAUGAAGAAGUGAAUUAUGGAAGAAGAGUAUCCCCCGCUUCCCUUCCCUUUCAAGCGUAAGUCCAAAUAGGCUCUCAGGAAUGAGGAUUUGAGAAGACAUCACAGAGGAGUUUUGACUCAUUUAACCUUAACAUUUAGUUGUGUUUCUGGAGAAAAGAUACAUGGUUUUUGCACGUCUAUCCCAGCAUCAUUUAGACCUGUCACUUCCUGUCUCCUGUUUGCCGCCUGUCCUCAGUGCAUGCCCUGGAGUGACAUGUUUUCCUGCCAGUGUCCUAGAAAAACUUCUCUUGGAUAUUUUCUUUCUUCCAUUUUCAAGCUUACCCUCUCACCAGGAUACCUCCUAUGUUUCUGUAUUGUCUACAAAGGAUGCUCAGGCAAAGAAAGUGCUUGAAAGAUUUCAAAUUCCAGAAAGGGAAGAAAGAUGAGAAGUCCCUUCUUCCUACCAUGCCAGAUUUUUCUCAAGAAGCUGGGUUUUUCCCUUCUUUUUCUUUCAUUUUGUGUGUCCCUCCAGCAUUGGUUUAUUUGCAUUAAUCAUGGUUUUUGAAGAUAGCUAGUUUCAUCUGUCUCCAGCAAAGAAUCAUCAGUAGUUCAUAUUGCACUAUCUCUGCUGGCUUCCAGAGAUGGAAACAAACCAAGGUGUCUCUAAAUAAGCUUCUUUUUUAUUGGGGUGGGGGAAUCUAUGCAAGAACUAAAGUAAAACCGUCCAAAAUCAAAGCAGCAACAACACAGGUCAAAUCAAAGAUGAAGGUAAAUUUUUUUUAUCAUUAUUUCCUUCCUGUAUCCAUGCUCCUGGUUUCUUACUACAUGUUUUCAGUCACUUCCUUUCUGUGAAAGGUCGCUUAGCUUUCUCUCUGUCUCUUUUUUUAUUUUUGUGCUUUUACUGUUCUUUAUAUGAAAAGUUGCAGAUUGGAUGGACAUGUACAUUAGAUGGUUGAAGUUCUCUGAAAAUCCAGAGUAAAGACACCAUGUGUUGAAAGGGCCUGCUGGCCUCUCUGAGUGGAGCUUUUUAGCUGACCAAGAGUUGGUUACCCUGGGUACAUUUUCUCAGUAUUUUCAAAGGAGAGUUUAAACACCAUGCGUAUUGUGAAAUCCACAUCAGCUGGGAGAUGCUUCUGUAAAUAGCUGAACAAGUUGAUUGGCUUUUGGAUUUGAGGUAGAAAUCAAGGUGGAACACAUCAGUAAGUCCCAUUCUGUCUUUUAGAACCAGGUUACUUAGCAGUUGAAGGGGAGAGCUCUCUCUGAGUCAGCUAAAAUGUCUGUAUUGUUAAAUGCCACGACUUCUCCCUCAAAUGCCCAGCCUGUAAAUUGCAUCUGAGUUACACCAGCAGUAGAGAUUGGUAGGUGGCUCACUAGACAUGUUUUUGUUUUGCAUACAUUAUACCCGUUCCAUUUUUCUCUACACUGUGUACUGCAGUCGUGUGCAGACUGCAAAGUACCUUGGUUUCCUGUUCUGUGCAUUUGGAUUUUAUGCUCUGUCUGCCUCCUAAACUGGCUACUGAGAAAAUCAACUGAAGCCUUGUCAGAUUGUCUCUGGCAGCAGCUCGUAAUAAUUAUUUAUGCUUUGGAUUUUUUAUUCCAGCUCCUAAAAUCUUCCGUCCAUUUUAGUUUGAAUUUCUCGAGUUGUACAAUAUAUGUAUAUUUUCUUCUUCCCCUGUUCCCCGCUCCAAUUUUGUUUUCUAAUGUUUGGUAGUUUUGUACAAGAUGAGACUUAGCCUUGGGUAUUUCUUGCUGAAGCUUUAAUGCUUUGUAAAUAAAAUCGGAUGUUUAUUAAAGAACAGAUGUAGAUGUUUGUUUGUAAGCACCGAUCACUUCUGAAACUCACCACUUUGCUUUGUACUAUGAAAAAUGCGGCUUUCUGUGUUGAGAGAAUGUUGGAUCUCCAUUCUGGGUAGAAAUACAGAAUUGGUAGGGCUGGAGGAUGGGCAGGCAGUCCAGAUUUCUGCCUCUAGACAAGAUUAUAAAUAAAUGAUUUAAGGAAAAAGUUGAUAUUAACCCAAAAGAUUGUCUAGUGAUUCCACAGUGUCUCUUCGAAUUCUUUAGCUCAGUAGGAGUUUGUGUGAGUUGACUACUUUGUAGAAGCCACAGUGCUGGGCACUCUUGACGGUUACAGAAACGAAUGGGAGGAGGCUCCUGCCUUCUACGGACCUUUCUCACAACCUAAAACCAAAAAAAAGAAACAA